ACUGUACAAAUAACAGUCAAGUGUUUCGGUGUUUGCUUCUAGUAAAUAUUUGGAUACUUUUAAACAAUUACUAAAUGUCUAGGAGCGAUAGUGUAUUUAGUGGUUUGGGAUGGCUUCGGACGAAGAAGGUACACAAUUAUCUCCCCUAAAUACGAGUUGGCGAAAUUUCGGAACUAAUGAAAGUUCCGGAAUUUUCGGCGAAAGCGACCAGUUCACUCGAAAAAUCCGGACUUACAGCCAAUGGUCCCCGAUGGAGGAAGGAGUAACUCUCGCCUGGAACGACGUUUCCGUCUACAUCCAAACCAAGAAAAACGGCAAAACCACAUGUAAACGAAUCAUAAACGGAGUCACCGGUGCCGUAAAAGCUGGAAGUUUAGUGGCUUUGAUGGGAGCAAGUGGUGCCGGGAAAAGUACACUAAUGUCAACGUUAGCCCACAGAAUCACCGGUGGCGCUUUUGUCGAGGGAGAUGUUUUAAUUAACGGACGGCCUAUUGGCAACUAUAUGAAGUAUAUCAGCGGGUUUAUGCACCAAGAGGACAUUUUUAUCGGCUCUUUGACUGUCUCAGAACAUAUGAAUAUAAUGGCAAGGCUCAAAUUGGACCGCAAAACGACACAACAGGAGCGAAACUCGAAAAUUCACGAAAUUUUGAAAAGUUUAGGACUCACUAAGUGUCUCAAUACGAGGAUUGGGAUCAAUGGAGAGAGCAAAGUCUUGUCAGGAGGCGAAAAAAAACGACUCGCUUUCGCAACAGAACUCCUUACGGACCCCCCAAUUUUAUUCUGCGACGAACCCACGACCGGUCUCGACUCAUACUCAGCCCAAAAAAUUGUAACAAUGAUGAACACAAUGGCGUCAAGUGGCAAAACAAUCCUUUGCACAAUCCAUCAACCCUCAUCUGACAUUUUCGCAAUGUUCAGUCAAUUAAUUCUGAUGGCUGAUGGUCGAAUUGCGUUUAUCGGAAGUGCAGCAUCGGCUUUGGAUUUUUUCCAAAAGGCCGGUUACAGGUGCCCCACGUCGUACAAUCCGGCCGAUUUCUUCAUCAAAACGCUAGCAACGACGCCCGGUUUUGAGGAAAAUAGCAAACAGUGUAUAAAGAGAAUUUGUGAUUAUUUCGCAGUCAGUGAUUACAACAAAGAGGUGAACGUUGUUGUUCAGUAUGAAUUUCACAUGGGGAGAGCAGUGGAGAGCAAGAUUUACAAACUGAGGACCAAUUUUAAUGAGAUGUUUUUUUGGCAAAAAUUGUAUUGGUUGACGUAUCGAUGGUUUUUGGAUUUGUGGAGGGAUCCUACUCUUCAAGCAACGAAAAUAUCGGAGAAAAUUGUUAUUGGAAUUAUGAUCGGUUUGUGUUAUUUGGGCACAGAUUUUACGACACAGGUUGGGAUUCAAAAUGUGGAAGGAAUUAUUUUUUUAUUGGUUUCCGAAAAUACAUUCACACCGAUGUAUUCGAUUUUGGAUGAGUUUCCACAGAAAUACCCUCUGUUUUUAAGGGAGUACAAUUCAGGGCUGUAUUCAUCGUUUCUGUAUUUCUUAUCGCGGAUUAUGGCAAUGCUGCCUGGUUUAAUAAUCGAGCCGAUUUUGUUCGUGAUUAUCGUCUAUUGGCUUUCGGGCCUCCGUGCCACCACUUAUGCCUUCCUAAUGACAACUUUGGCGGGCAUUCUUACCUUGAAUUCGGCCGCUGCGUGCGGAAUAUUCUUCUCCAAUGCGUUCGAUUCCGUGCCCGCAGCUAUGGCCUAUUUGGUGCCUUUUGACUACGUGCUUAUGCUAACAUCGGGAGUUUUUGUUAAAUUAAGCACUCUUCCACGGGUUUUUUCCUGGACCAAAUAUCUCUCCUGGUUGAUGUAUUCAACCGAAUCCAUUUCUACAGUGCAAUGGAACGGAAUAAAAAAUAUCACGUGCGAUAUUUCCGACCAGGAAAUCCCCUGCCUAACUGCAGACACUCAAGUCUUAGAAAAAUACAGUUUUUCAGAAGACAAUUUGUCACGUGAUUUAUGGAGCAUGCUGUUUCUCUGUAUCAUUUUUCACUGUUUAAGUUUCAUCUGUUUGUGGCUGAAAAUCAGGAAGAGAUAAUUUGAAUAAAAAACUUACCAAAAA
This is a messenger RNA of Tribolium castaneum (red flour beetle), 2092 nucleotides long. It is a transcript of the gene st, whose product is annotated as scarlet. Gene Ontology annotation, cellular component: cytoplasmic vesicle membrane; plasma membrane. The coding region runs from base 110 to 2068 and encodes 652 amino acids. The transcript has 14 exons. Lineage: Eukaryota; Metazoa; Arthropoda; Insecta; Coleoptera; Tenebrionidae. Gene Ontology annotation, molecular function: ATP hydrolysis activity; ATP binding; ABC-type transporter activity. The record is from RefSeq and is marked provisional. Gene Ontology annotation, biological process: transmembrane transport.